This is a messenger RNA of Mauremys reevesii (Reeves's turtle), 4245 nucleotides long. It is a transcript of the gene ATXN1L, whose product is annotated as ataxin 1 like. Gene Ontology annotation, biological process: anatomical structure development; regulation of DNA-templated transcription. Gene Ontology annotation, molecular function: RNA binding; protein binding. Gene Ontology annotation, cellular component: nucleus. NCBI's taxonomy places the organism in Eukaryota, Metazoa, Chordata, Testudines, Geoemydidae. The transcript has 2 exons. The coding region runs from base 261 to 2351 and encodes 696 amino acids. The record is from RefSeq and is a predicted model, not a curated record.
GGGUGAGGAAAUUCCGGCGCGCGGUAGGUUUUGCGUCAUCGCCGCGCGCCGCACUCCGGGAGGGGCCGGGCCGGGCCCCGGAGGCGGCUGCGGGCGGCGCCGGGACCGAUGGGGGUCGGGGCCGAGGAGCCGGAAGAUGGCGGAUGAGGCUGUGGGAGCCAGCAGUGCUGAGGAGUUCAAAGCCAGCGCGGAGCAGCUCCCGCUGAUGCCCAAAUGAGGAAGCAGUGCCAUUUAGUUCUCCUGGGACACCACAAAGCAAUAUGAAACCUGCUCAUGAGAGAAGCCAGGAAUGCCUUCCCCCAAAGAAACGAGACCUUCCUGUCACCAGUGAGGAUGUGGGGAGGGUAGCCAGCUGCUCUACCAAUCACACACCGGUGAGCGCUACCCCAGAGUGGUGCAGGAGCGUGGUGGUGACUGGGCAGAGCCAAGCACCGUUACGAUACAGCCUUGGCAGUGAUGGUGAUCAAGCAGUAGCUGGCCUGACUGUGGAUCAAUAUGGCAUGUUAUACAAAGUGUCUGUGCCUCCAGCCACCUUCUCUCCCACUGGCCUCCACCCAGUUGUGAACAUGAGUCCUCUGCCCCCUAGCUUUAAUGUAACCUCUUCCCUGAUCCAGCAUCCAGGGAUUCCAUAUCCCCCCAUCCACUAUGCUCAGAUUCCCUCUACGUCUCUUCAGUUUAUAGGGUCACAUUACACAGUGCCCUAUGCUGUGCCCCCCAGCUUCCUCCCUAGUCCUCUUCUAUCACCUUCUACCAACCUCACCACCUCUCAUGUUCCCCGUUUUGUGCCAUAUGCCUCUCUUUUUACAGAAGACGCCACUCCUUCCCCCCAGACUACCUCUCCUUCCCAUGCUUUCAGCAAAGCUGCCGCUGUCAUCUCCCCUUCAGGCCAAAUGCAGCACCAUGCUGGAGUCCAGCCACUGGACAUCACACAGAGUAGAGUUCCUGUGUAUUACCAGAUGUCUCGGCUCCCACCAGGGUAUUCAGCAUAUGAGACCUCCACUGUAGGAGGAAGCCCAGAUCCUCCUCUGCAAGAAAGUCAACUGAGUUCAGAGGUAGCCUCUGCCAAUGGUGGACAGAGACAUCUGGAGCAUAGUGUGGUGAGGAGGACCAGUGAGGCUUUGGCCUCUGCCAGCAAUAAAGCUGAAGGCCCGCAGCCUGGGGCUGCAGUGCAGUGUGUGGUGGAUGGACAGCUCUUUUCAGGUUAUCAGACUCUGAGAACAGAGGACUCUGUACCAGCUCACAGAAGCACGCCAGACACUGACUUGGAGGUGCAGAGAGUGGUUGGGGUGUUGGCUUCUCAGGAUUACUCGAUUCUGGCAGCCCAGAGAAAGGAUGGCCUGAGCCCUUUAAACCUUUGCCAUAAUAUCCCUGAUGAGCAUGGGGACUCCAGGGGCUUGCUGAGGAACCCAGUGGAAACAGCUGAGAAAAACCAGGCCAGGAGUCCAUAUGUGAUGUCCCCUGAGGAGCCGGUUAGACACAGACAGUUACCCAAAGGAAUGGUGGUAGCCAAUGGCAAGCCAGUCUUGGUGCGUAUUGGGUCUGAGCCCAUCAGGUCUUCUGCUUCAGAAAUCCUGAUGAGACAGAGUCCAGAUGCACAGACCCGUGGAAGCUCACGUGACAAGGACUCAGCCCAGUUGCAGCCCCCCAGCUCCUCACAUCUGCCCUCCCAUUUCAUGAAAGGAGCCAUCAUACAGCUGGCCACAGGGGAGCUGAAGCGGGUAGAAGACCUGCAGACCCAGGACUUUGUGCGGAGUGCUGAGGUUAGCGGGGGCCUGAAGAUUGACUCCAGCACAGUGGUGGAUAUCCAGGAGAGCCAGUGGCCUGGGUUUGUCACACUGCAUUUUGUGGUUGGGGAGCAGCAGAGUAAAGUGAGCAUUGAUGUACCCCCUGAGCAUCCCUUCUUCGUGUAUGGCCAGGGCUGGUCCUCCUGUAGCCCAGGGCGCACUGCUCAGCUCUUUGCUCUGCCCUGUCACAGGCUGCAGGUGGGCGAUGUCUGCAUAUCAAUCAGUUUACAGAGCUUGAAUGGCAACUCUGCUUCUCAGGCUAACUGCCCUCUUGCAGGCCAGCUGGUGCCCACCAGAGAGAGGCCCGAGAGAACAGGGCAGGGACCCAGAGAGCCAUCUGACAGAGCCAGUGAGAGGAAGAAUCAGACAGAAAGGGACAGUGCAGCCCAGAUUUCCUGUACAGAGCCCUCCCAGCCUGACCCUGGUGCUCAGCACUGCUGGACAGCCCCAGGCUUCCAAAGAUACAGCUUGCAGGGGGAGGAGUCUCAUCCGUCCCUGCUUCGUCCCUCUUUCAUUCCACAGGAGGUCAAGCUGUCCAUCGAAGGGCGUUCUAAUGCAGGGAAGUGAUCUCUUUAAGGCCACAACCUGGGAUGUCACCCAUGAGUGAGCCUCACUUUUUUCAGGUGGAGAAUUUGCACAGACUGAGUGGUGGGUUCACCAGCCCAGCUGCUCUUUGCCGUGCAGAGCUGGAUUUGUUCCAGUUCAGUUGUUGAUCAUUGAGGAAUCUAGAGGGCUCCAGUCCUCAGGGAGCAGCAGCAAUGGGCUAACUAAGGAUGGAGGACGGGAUGUGGUUGUGAUCGUGUGACUAGAAGCAUUCCAGAGGUUGGGACUUUCACACAUCUGUCUUAGUGCCCGAGUUUCCUGCAGGGCAGGGUCUGAGCAUUCAGGAUGGGUGGGGGAGUCAAGAAGAGCAGACCCAAAAAGCCACAGCUUAAGGUAGCAGAUAAAAUGUCUGAAGUUCUUAUUCCUCUUUUCGUGGUGGGAAGGGGUGAGCCCUCACUGGGAUUCAGGGGACACUGCUCUCAGCACCCCCUUUCUUCACACAUGCACUUUAAAAGGAAACUUCUUCACAAAUGGAGCUGUUUGUGAGAUGGGGGUGGAGAUGCAGGUGCUGCUCUGGUGGCCUCUGCUUGAUGUGUCUCCUCCACUGAAUCCUAUUGGGCUUUCUUCUAGCAAAGCAUCUGUAGAAAGAGACUGCAGUGAAUAUUAGAAAUUGGAGAGGAAGGUCCUAGAGGAUGGAUAGGGAGUGAUUGAACAGGGAACUGGGGAAGGGCCUACAGCAGCUGGAAUAGGGCAUGAGUUGUAGUUGGUUCCCCGCUAUACAGAUACCUAUGUAAUUAUUUGUCACCAAAGCAAAGUCUAAUUAUAGCAUUUCCUAGUGGUAAUUGCUGUAAUAAAGGUGAUAUGAAGACUGCAUUUUAAAGCUUUCUUCACAUGUCAUAACUUUCUUUAAAAAAUCUCCUUUUGGGCUUAAACUUUCUUUCCAUUCUUGGAUUCAGACUAGCUGAAUUUUUGGGAGGAAAACUGAGCCAAAAUGCUUUUAAGUUGCUCUUUAGAUGAGGAUGAAAAUGUAUUCUUCCACUGUGAAAAGACUGACACUUGUGUGCAUCAAUAAAUCAAAAUUGGCUGAACUACUCCAGACAAAAACUUUCCAGGUGGCUAAUUGCUCCUUCCAGGGUAAUUUGUUUAAAUAUAACAAUUAUAAAUGAGAAAAAUGUGUGUGCAGGCAUGAUACAAAAUUUCUACUAACUUCAGAGUCUACUGAUCACAGGACUAUGGCAUAACAUGCGCAAUAUCUUUGGGCAGUUUCGUAGGUGUCCUUUUACACUGGAUGCUCUGGUGCUUCACUGAGGAGUUCCACUGCAGAACUACACAGUGAAAUUGAGAGAUGAAUCUUUUUCUUAAACAAUGAUGUGUAGAACAGUUUUUAAUACAUUAUUAUGGUAAUAACACUCCGUCCAAGUGAAAGUACUUAUAUUCACACUAACUUGCUCACUCCGGACAUUCUUAGUAUCAAGUCACCUCUGACUGCACAAGAAGAAAUCCAGAAUAGGCCAACCAGGUGGUGAGAAUGAGAGAACCUUCACUUUAGCAUAUCCUGACUUUUAAGUAUUCCUCAUUGUAUUACAGUCAACAGUUUUUGUAUUCAGAACAUGCCUGCGUAGAGGUGUUAGUAUCUUUGAGGAGUGCAUGCACCUCAAGCUUCGAGCUGGGUUCCUGAUGGUGUCUCACUCCAGUUCUAUUUCGCAUCUUCUUGCUUUCUCUUCCUCUUGUUUUUUCCCUCAGUUUCCAUCUUCCCAAACACUGCUCCCUGGAGUGCUUGGCUGUUGGGCGCUAUUUUUAUUCCGUCUCUCUGAGUAGCUUGGGUAUCAAUGCCUCCAGCUGGUGAACAGUCUGCACCUUUUAUCUUCCUCCACAACCUUUAUUGUUCUGCUCAGCUUGCAGUAGUUGUGACUCCUAA